This is a messenger RNA of Linum tenue, 2121 nucleotides long. Lineage: Eukaryota; Viridiplantae; Streptophyta; Magnoliopsida; Malpighiales; Linaceae. The record is from the annotation of a GenBank genome assembly.
AAUCAGGAAGCUCCAGACGCCUAUGGCCAACGACAACGACGCUGAGUUUCCUCCCCAAAUCCUCUGCGAUUCUCUUAAUUCUUCGAGUCUCCUUUCCGAUCCUCACGCUGGUCUGAGCCGCUGAAGCAGAUUGUAUAGGCAAUGGGUGAUGCAAUUGACUUAACCGGCGAUGGAGGUGUCAUGAAGAAGAUUGUAAGGCGUGCAAAAGCCGAUGCAGUUGAACCUUCAGAUGAUCUUCCUCUUGUUGAUGUUCAUUACGAGGGCACAUUAGCCGACACCGGGGAAGUCUUUGAUACCACACAUGAAGACAACACAAUCUUCUCAUUCGAAAUUGGAAGUGGUUCGGUGAUUCGGGCAUGGGAUGUUGCAUUGAGAACGAUGAAGGUGGGGGAGGUUGCAAAGAUCACUUGCAAGCCGGAGUACGCCUAUGGCAGUGCAGGCUCUCCACCGGAUAUUCCAGCAGAUGCAACUCUUGUUUUCGAGGUGGAACUUGUGGCUUGUCGUCCUCGGAAAGGUUCCAGCAUGAGCAGUGUUUCAGAGGAGAGAGCUAGGCUAGAUGAGCUGAAGAAGCAAAGGGAAAUGGCGGCCGCAGUCAAAGAGGAAGAGAAGAAGAAACGAGAAGAAGCGAAAGCUGCUGCCGCUGCUCGUAUUCAGGCCAAACUAGACGCAAAGAAGGGUGGAGGGAAGGGCAAAGGGAAGUCCAAGUAACAAAGGAAUGUGCUCCAGCCUCCAGCUUCCCAGUUUUAGUUCUUCCAUUUUGUUGUAUUUGAAACUCAACUGUAGUUGUCGACUCACUUAGAGCGAUAGCACGACUGUUAAGGCCAAUAAAUUACCAGCUAUUCUGCUAGCAGAUAGUAACAAUUUCAAUAUCAUUUUGAGUGUAUGAUUUUGAGUGUGUGAUUUUGAGGUGUUAAGGCUAACAAACACAGCAACCAUUGCCUGAUGUGAGACUUCUCCCAACUCAAUCAGGUAACGGCAAGUAAAAAGUUACUAUAAUAACUGUGAUUUUCGAUUGCCAACUUCCCGAGUAAUCUAAAUUACAAAAUGUUAUGAUGUUACUAAAUACAUCAAUCCGCAUCUUUUCUGCAGUGUGCACUAGUCUGAAAAAGAUUUACGUUUUAGUGUUAGGCACACAGUAACUAUUAAAUUAGACCUUCCAUCUUUGUUCAAUAGGAACUCCAGUGAACCUUUUACUUUCUAUCUUUGGAGAGGUAGACUGAGUCAAUUGAUGCAGAGGUUAAAAGCUAAACCAUGUAUGCAGCAUCCAGAGCUUGUCCAUUUUCAGCCCAGCUGGAUCCUGCCCUGUAUUUGCAAACUGGGCAUGUUCCCUGUUGCCUCAACCAUGGGUCAAUACAAAUGGCAUGGACCUGAUGCAGACAUGGGAGGGUACGUAUGACUUCUCCAACAUCCACUUGCUCCAAGCAUACACUGCAAGUAAGUUCAUCCUCUGAAGCCUUCAAGCUACCAAACCUAUUUGAUGUCUCCUGCUGCUGCUUUGGCUAGAGAGCAAAGUAACAGAUCAAAAGCAUAUUCAACUCUGUUGACAAGCUGCAACUGAAUUUGGCCUAGUGCUAUUGUAGGUUCGAAACUUGAAGCCGUCAAUCACUACUUAUAAGAAAAUGUGUGUAGAAUGCACUCGUCUGUCUCAAUAUGCAUUUAUCAGAUAUGCAUGCCGACAAAAUUUCACACCAUGCAAAAGUAAAACUAGGAUAAAGAAGUCGAGUAGUUGACUGUUAUUUAAAAAAAAUUCUUCCUUCGAGAAUUCAUACUGAUCAAAAUUCACAUCAGAAUCCAGAGCUCUACUAAUUGCCUAAUUGGGCUGGAAGCACAUGAGCUUUGGUAUUGAGACAAGGGAGUCGUUCCGAAGGGAGAAAGAACAAAUCACUACUACAAACAUCUACAGAUAAGACAGGAGGGUGAAGAACGUAUCCUAACUUGCCAGGAACACAAAGUUCACAUUCAACAACAAAGUACAAGAAUAUGUUAAGAAACAUGUACCUCUGUAGGAAUGGACGAUGAUGCUUGUUGCACUAGAGGGACCGAACUGGCAUAUUAAAGAAGAUACAAAUCUUUGUCAAACACAUAGAAUACUUAUGUAUGAAGCCCUUCUAGAGACAACAU